Messenger RNA from Alosa alosa (allis shad), 3118 nucleotides. It is a transcript of the gene exoc6b, whose product is annotated as exocyst complex component 6B. The coding region runs from base 45 to 2498 and encodes 817 amino acids. Lineage: Eukaryota; Metazoa; Chordata; Actinopteri; Clupeiformes; Clupeidae. Gene Ontology annotation, cellular component: exocyst; membrane. The transcript has 23 exons. Gene Ontology annotation, biological process: exocytosis; intracellular protein transport; Golgi to plasma membrane transport. The record is from RefSeq and is a predicted model, not a curated record.
CCUUUUAAUAUGACGCAAACGAGAGGUGUAGUUUGGCAUGGAAGAUGGCGAGUGUGGAAGCCGCUGCGGAACAUGAACGAAUUUUACGGGAGAUUGAAAGCACCGACACUAAUUGUAUUGGACCUACUCUCAGGUCAGUCUACGAUGGCCAGGCACAUGGCUUCUUCAUGGAAAAGUUGGAGGGGAGGAUCCGGAACCAUGACCGUGAGAUUGAGAAGAUGUGCAACCAUCACUUCCAGGGCUUCGUGGACUCCAUCACAGAGCUGCUCAAAGUGCGGGCAGAGGCCCAGAAGCUGAAGAGCCAAGUGACCGACACCAACUCACGGCUCCAGGAUGACGGAAAAGUGAUCCUGACAACCAUGGAGGAGCUGACGCAGUGUCGGGUCCAGCAGAGGAACAUCGCCACCACUGUGGAAAAGCUCACCCGCUGCCUGCCCGUACUGCAGAUGUAUAGCAAGCUACAAGAACAGAUGAAGGCCAAACGGUACUAUCCAGCACUGCGGACCCUGGAGCAGCUGGAACAGCGCUGUCUGCCGCAGGCGGGAGAGUACCGCUUCUGUGCCAUCAUGGCUGAGAACAUCCCGCGGCUGCGCGUCCGCAUCCGAGACGUGUCUAUGUCGGACCUCAAGGACUUCCUGGAGAGCAUCCGCAAGCACUCGGACAAGAUCGGCGAGACGGCCAUGAAACAGGCCCAGGCCCAGGACCAGCGCUCCCUGAACAGUGCAGGCCUGCAGCAGAGAGGAGGCAGUGGGCGCCGUGUCCGGAAGGUGUCGCCCAGUACCGAGCUGGACGGCCAAAGCAGCAGCCCCCUCUCCGAGCAGGACUCCGGCAUCCUGGACGUGGAGGACGAAGAGGACGAUGAAGAGGAGGAGGUGCCUGGUGCACAGGAGCUAGUUGACUUCUCUCCUGUCUACCGCUGUCUGCACAUCUACACAGUCCUGGGUGCCAGGGACACGUUCGAGAGCUACUACAGGAAGCAGAGGAGGAAACAAGCACGGCUGGUGCUGCAGCCACACUCAAACAUGCAUGAAACCCUGGAGGGAUACAGGAGGUACUUCAAUCAAAUAGUGGGGUUUUUUGUGGUGGAGGAUCACGUCCUUCACACGACCCAGGGGCUGGUCAACCGGGCGUACGUGGAGGAGCUGUGGGAGAUGGCCCUGUCCAAGAGCAUCGCAGCGCUGCGCACACACUCGUCGUACUGCACUGAUCCAGACCUGGUGCUUGAUCUGAAGAACCUCAUUGUGCUUUUUGCAGACACACUACAGGGUUAUGGGUUCACCGUUAACCAGCUGUUUGACAUGCUUCUGGAGAUGCGGGACCAAUAUGGGGAGAUCUUGCUGAAGAAAUGGGCCAUGUCCUUCAGGCAAAUCCUGGACCAGGACAACUACAGCCCCAUCCCAGUAGCCACUCCGGAAGAGUACCACAGCAUCAUCAGUCAGUUCCCCUUCCAGGACCCGGAGCUGGACAAGACUCCAUUUCCUAAGAAGCUGCCCUUCUCAGAGUUUGUGCCUAAAGUCUACUGCCAGCUGAAGGAGUUCAUCUACGCCUGUCUGAAGUUUUCUGAGGACCUACACCUCAGUUCGACAGAGAUUGAUGACAUGAUCCGCAAAUCCACCAACCUGUUGCUCACGAGGACUCUUAGCAACUGCCUUCAGUAUGCCAUCAAGAAGAAGAAUGUAGGACUAGCGGAGUUGGUGCAGGUCAUCAUCAACACUACUCACCUGGAGCAGUCAUGCCACUACCUGGAGGAGUUCAUCUCCAACAUCACCAGCGUUCUCCCCGACAACAUGAACGCCACCAAACUCUACGGCACCUCCACCUUCAAGGUGAGUGGAGCGCGAUCUCUUGCUGAAGAAGAGAUCUACACUAAACUCAACCAAAAGAUUGACCAGUUCCUGCAGCUGGCCGAUUAUGAUUGGAUGGCGACGCAGGCGGCAGGGCAGGCCAGUGACUACCUGAGUGACCUCAUCGCCUUCCUCUGCAGCACCUUUGCCGUCUUCACCCACCUGCCUGGGAAGGCCAUUGAGCACGGCACCCUUCCGGGCAAGGUGGCCCAGACGGCCUGCAUGUCGGCCUGUAAGCACCUCUCCACCUCCCUGCUCCAGCUGCUGCUGGAGGCCGACGUCCGGCAGGUGUCCAUGGGAGCGCUGCAGCAGUUUAACGUGGACGCGGAGGGAGGCGAGCGGUUUGCCAGGGCGGGCCCGGUGCCGGGCUUCCAGGGGGACACACUGCUGCUCGCCUUCAUCGACUUGAGACAACUCCUUGAUCUCUUCACCCAGUGGGACUGGUCCACGUACCUGGCGGACUACGGGCGCCCCACCUGCAAAUACCUGCGGGUGAACCCGCACACCGCCCUGGUGCUGCUGGAGAAAAUGAAGGACACCAGCCGGAAGAACAACAUGUUCUCGCAGUUCCGCAAGAACGAGCGCGACAAGCAGAAGCUCAUCGACACUGUGGUCAAGCAGCUGAGGAACCUCAUCUCCUCACACCAGUCCUGAAGAUGCAGUCCUCUCAUUGGCAGCCGGGUGUCAGCUGACACACUCCAGUCCUCACCUCAUUGGUCACCUCUGCCAUCACAGUGAAAAAGCAGCAUGUUUCUUCAUCCCCACAACCUACCUAGUUGUGCCAGUCACACCACCAUCACAUCUACCCACCCUAUGCGUAUAUUUGCUUCAUUCAGAUGUGCCACCUGCCUCUCUUAAGCACGUUUGUCCUCACAAGUCUCCUGUCUUGUGAAACGGGAUGACUUUUCAACCCCCAACAAGAAGAGAGUUGCUCCUUCUCUUCUCCUGUCCUUUCCUCGGAGUUCCUGUCUUCCCAUAGGAUUUGUUACAAGCACAGGAAGGGAUAUGGACACCAUUUCAUUCCCUUCGCCUCAGACCAGAACAGACUGGUUCGGACGCAGGGUGCACAGUGACAGGUCACCCCAGCCACACAGAAGUGUUGUUCACAAGAUGCUGGAAGACCUUUUUUUUUUACCCCAUUGCGCAUUCAAGUUUGCCGAGGUGGUACAUUAGUUACUGAUGCCUGUGUGUGUGUGUGUGUGUGUGUGUGUUUUCACAGCUGUUGAAAGACUUAAGUUUGUAAAAGGAUCAAAUGAUUUUGACUGCUAGCCAUU